Messenger RNA from Triplophysa dalaica, 1087 nucleotides. RefSeq lists its product as uncharacterized. The record is from RefSeq and is a predicted model, not a curated record. The transcript has 8 exons. Bases 66 to 899 code for a protein of 277 amino acids. NCBI's taxonomy places the organism in Eukaryota, Metazoa, Chordata, Actinopteri, Cypriniformes, Nemacheilidae. Gene Ontology annotation, cellular component: membrane.
CCGAGGGGGAUUACAAAACUACAGGAAGAAAGUCUGCAUUCAUAUUUUCACAUCACAGAGAUAACAUGAAAACCAGAAAAGAGAAAACAUACAGAGCCAUAAAGUACACGUUAUUUGUGUGUUGCUACAUCUUCUGGGUAUUCAGUGCUGUUUUAAUCGCUGUAGGAAUCUACGCAAAAAUUGCCAAAGAAACAGAUGUGGUAGACACAUUGAUCGCAGAUCCAGCGCUGUUAUUGAUCAUUGUGGGCUCUCUUAUGUUUACCAUCACCUUCUUUGGGUGUUUUGGAGCUCUGCGUAACAUCUCAGUGCUUCUGAACACAUUUGUAGGAAUUGUGUUGGGCAUUCUUCUGCUUCAAAUAACUGUUGCUAUGCUGUGCCUUAUCUUCACUGACAAGGUUCAAGACAGAACGGAGCAGCUGAUGAUGAAGGCGAUAGUGCGCUAUCGAGACGAUGAGGACUUAGAAAAUGUUAUUGAUUUUGCACAGAAAAAGUUCCAAUGCUGUGGGGUGAAUUCACAUUCUGACUGGUCUAAAAACAUAUAUUUCAACCUCUCUGACCAUAACCCCAGUCUGGAGGCCGGCGGCGUGCCCUUCUCCUGCUGUAAAUGGCUGAAGAAUGAGACUGUGUUUAACUCCAUGUGCGGCUAUGAGACUCAGAAGAUGAAGAUAAAUGCAGCUGUUCGUAUCAUCUACACCAUCGGCUGUUUAGAUAAGAUCAUAUGGUGGGGAAAACAGAACCUUCUGCUGGUGGGAGGGAUGACUCUCGUACUUCUUUUCCUCGAGAUAUGUAUGAUGUCACUUGCUGUGGUACAGCUCCGUCAAAUCAAAAGUGUUCAAAAGAAAGAGAGGAAAACCAGAAAAAGAAGCCAAAACCUUUGCUGCAAUAGCAAGCAAACUUGACUGUUUAUUUUCUACUUUUAUGAACCCAUCUGCCCCUUUGCGCUUGCAAUAAGACUUAAUGAUUGUGCCACAUUUGAAAUAACAAUAUAACACUUUUUCAAUUGUAAAUAUACUCUUUAAAUAUACUGUGAGUUACCAAACUAAAACUGUGAUUACAGAAAAUAUAAAAAUAAAUAAAACUUUCAUUA